Racocetra fulgida is the source of this 180-nucleotide messenger RNA. NCBI's taxonomy places the organism in Eukaryota, Fungi, Glomeromycota, Glomeromycetes, Diversisporales, Gigasporaceae. The record is from the annotation of a GenBank genome assembly.
CUAGAUUUAGAGUUAAAAAACAAAAUGAAAAUUAUGGGAGAUAUUUUUAUUGUUGCUCUAAAAGUCCAGGAUAUCAAUGCAAGUACUUUUUAUGGGGGGAUGAAGCUGACGACAAUGAUUAUAUUUGUUGUGAUUGUAAUCUUAUUGCUUCAAGAAUUAGGGUUAAACAACGAAGCAUGA